Molecule: messenger RNA, 1186 nt
Organism: Caenorhabditis elegans
Lineage: Eukaryota; Metazoa; Nematoda; Chromadorea; Rhabditida; Rhabditidae
Gene: try-11
Product: Peptidase S1 domain-containing protein
Exons: 2
Coding region: 1-1134 (377 amino acids)
Source: RefSeq, marked reviewed
AUGUCUGUUCGUUGGGCUCUACUUUUCUCCCUGCUUCCAAUUGUUUCCUGUUAUGCCCCUUACAUCAAAGAACAUGCUCGCCUAAACUCUACGGAAAACAAGCAGCUUCAAGCAACAUGUGGACGUAACACAAGGUAUCAGAUGAAGACUUUGGAUGGAGAGAGAUCCAUUGAAUCUCCAUGGGCCGGUUCAGUGAAUAUCUAUGGAAUACUGUCUUCUACCGUAAUUUCGCCACGUCAUAUUCUGUUGUUCAAUCUUAUUCAAUUGAAUGUGGACACCUUGAAAAUGAGCAUUCUCAACGAAACAGUUAUUGCACAAGAAUCAAAGUGCGAUAAAAGUGAUCUACUGCUGCCUCACCAGAUCAACGACUGGUUUCAAGUAGACUUUGUUGCUAAACAAAUGGAUAAAGCUUAUAAGCACGUGCAGAGAAUUUACACGAUUGAUGGAUGCGACGAACUUGACACCUACAAGCCUAUGAUCAUCGAACUUGAAUACGACAUGUGGUUCGACAAAGCUCAUGGAGCAGCGUGUCUACCAAAGCCAAUAAGUCAUUCCGAUAUUCAAGAGUUUACAGUUUUCGGAUUGGGACCAAAUGAGACUGCAUUGACGUCUACACGGUAUGCUAAAGAAGCGUGCGAGCGGGAGCAUGCAGGCAAUUCAGUGUUUUGUGGAAGACCGUUGAAAGGAAAUAGAAGAUUGUGUGCUGGAGACUUUGGAGCUGGCGCCGUUGCAACCAUUGAUGGACGGAACGUUGUUUUGGGUAUCUACGCAGAAGGUAACACUGAUUGCGAUUUGGAACCUGAGACUCAAUCACAAGCGGAGUUUAUUGACCUAAGCGCCUACACUGAAAAACUCUGCAGGCAAACUGGAAUCUGUGUGGACCAGCUAGAGGAGACAACAGCAGAGCCAUCUACUUCCACAGACGGAUACUACAUUUCUGGUGAAGAGGGUUCAGGCGAGAGUCAGGGAACUGAAGGAACUGAACAACCAGUCACCACCGAUGCAUCUAUCGAGGCAAUUGUCGCUGAAACUUUCGAGAAGAUAAAGCUCAGCUGCUCCACUGAAGCCGAAAAAGACAUCCAUAUCCAUAUCCGUUUGGAGAAGGAUGUAGUGGAAAAGUUGGCAAAGAAAUAAUUUGACAAUCAAAAAUGUUCAAUAUGUUAUUAAAUCGUUAUCAUUUUCAAAU